Molecule: messenger RNA, 5310 nt
Organism: Misgurnus anguillicaudatus (oriental weatherfish)
Lineage: Eukaryota; Metazoa; Chordata; Actinopteri; Cypriniformes; Cobitidae
Source: RefSeq, a predicted model, not a curated record
AAAAGAAAAUGUGCCUAAUAAUUCUGCACACUUAAAUAUAAGGUGCUUUUUCUCCAGUCAGCCAUCAUUAACAAUAAUGUAUUACUUAUAAAUGCUUUAUUUACAAAAUUAAUGGUAGUUAUUAAAAUUUAUUUGGUUUGGAAUUAGUAAAAUAUGUUUGAUAAGAACUGUGAUCAAAAGUUUGAUGUAAUAAUUCUGCAAUAAAAUACAGUGUGGGCAGUGUAAUCACUGUCAUGUUGCAAACAGCCAUUGAUCUAUCAUUUGUGUUUUUGACUGUGUUUUAUUAACUCUUUCACCGCCAGCAUUUUUUUAAAAAGUUGCCAGCCAGCGCCAGCGUUUUUCAUGAUUUUUACCAAAGUUUAAUGCCUUCCAGAAAAUGUUCUUCUUCAGAUAUAUAAACAUACAAUAUACCAAAUGAAAGAACAGACCCUCUGCUUUCAAACAAAAAAAAAUGUUUCAUCCUACCUUGAGUUCUUUUGUAAUCAGCUUUUGAAUAUGGGUAGGUUUCUACAAAAACACCACAUUUUGAGCAAAAAGCAGAGAUAAUUCCAUGUUUGUGACCGACUUUUCAUAGAGAUCCCAUUCAGAGCGAUCUUGCCAUAGGGCAAUACUUCCGGGUUUAAAAAAGUUGCGGAAGGGCGCCACCUGGUGGAUAAUAGCGGUAUUGCGGACAGACGGAAAAUCUCGUCAUUGGCGGGGAAGCGUUUUCUCUUAAUUGACAAGAUAUCUCGUCAAUGGCGGGGAAAGAGUUAAGAGGAUAUCUAACAACAGUGUUUUAAAAGCAGUUCUGCUUACCGCAUGUCAACUCACUUCUCAGUCGUCUCUUAUUUUGACAGACGCACACUGGCGCUGCAUGCUUCAUAAAAUGCCCUAAAAGUUGUUAUUGGGCUAGCCAAAUGUCAAAUCAAAAAGAACCAAUGGGCUGGUGAUUAGGUGUCUCCUGGGCCGGUCUGUCCGGAAAAAAAAACAUCUUACGCUAACUUUUUUGGAAAAUGCAGUACAUUGCCACCGCACCUUUUAGCGCCAUUAAUGAAUUACAUUAAAACAAAGAAAGAAAGAAACGGCUACGUUGCAUGAUGAACGAGUGUUAUGGGCUGGUCAGACAAAAAUAGUGCGAGAUGUAUGAUACGUCUGUAUGAUACUCGCUCUCUGUUUCUUGUGUGUGUCAGAUCAUCGCUCUCUGUUUCCAUCUGACACAAGAAACAGAAGGGGAGGGGUGGAGCUUGUUAAGAGAUGAUUGGGCCAGCCCAGUGUCAGUAUGGAAAAUGAACCAAUGGGCCGCUGUCCAUGCUUUAUGAGGCCGGUCGUUGGGCAAUUAAAAAAAUAUAUAUAUCAUAUUAUAUUCACCGGCCCCCAAGGACGUCGGCCCACCGGGCAUUUGCCCGGUGUGCCAGAUUACCAGUCCAGCCCUGCCUCCGGGCCACCAUGCAGAUUUCCUUAAAGAAAUAGCAGAUUUCCUGUCUGAGCUUGUAGUCACUGUAGAUAAAGCUCUUAUCGUUGGUGAUUUUAAUAUUCAUGUGGAUAACCCAAAAGAUGCACUAGGACGUGCGUUUAUGGAUGUUCUAAAUUCUCUCAAUAUUAGACAAAACGUGACAGGGCCAACGUAUACUCGUAAGCACACAUUAGACUUAAUUCUGUCACUCGGGCUCAAUAUUAAUGACAUCAAAAUAUCACCUCAGAGUGAUGCAGUUUCUGACCAUUACCUUGUGUCAUACACUGUACUUCUAGAUAGGAUCACUCAAUCCACAACAUGCUACAGAUUAGCCAGAACAAUAAUUUCCACCACUAAAGAUAGCUUUAUUAGCACUCUUCCAGACCUGUCCCAAAUUAAACAUGUAGCAGAUAACUGUGACGAUCUAGAUAUUGUAACAGAAAACCUAAACAAUGUCUGUUCUAACACAUUGGAUGCCGUUGCUCCCAUUCGAAAAAAGAGAAUCAAAGAAAAACCGCCAGCUCCAUGGUAUGAUCAUCACACCGCAGCGCUCAAAAAGGCAACUAGGAAAAUGGAAAGAAAUUAUAGAAGCACAAAGUUAGAGGUAUGGCGUGCAGCAUGGAAAGAGAGUCUUAAACAAUACAGACAGGCUAUUAAAACCGCCAGAUCUACCUAUCUUAGCAAGCUUAUAAAUGAGAAUCAUAAUAACCCUCGUUUCCUCUUUAGCACCGUUGCAAAACUGACUAGAAACAAAGAACAAACAGAAACCAAUGGUAAACUCCAACACAAUAGUAACGACUUCAUGAACUUCUUUUCUAACAAAAUUACGACUAUAAUGGAAAACAUCGUAGCUACACAGGCAGCCACCACUCUACCCGUUAGUUCACUUAACACUUGACUACCAUACGAACAUCUUGAUUCAUUUAAACCUACUACAAUAGAAGAGCUCUCUAAACUAGUAACGUCAUCCAAAUCAUCGUCCUGUAUAUUAGACCCCGUUCCCACAAAACUACUUAAAGAGGUAUUCCCUGUAGUGUCAACCCCGGUUCUAAAUAUCUUUAACUCAUCGCUAGAAAUAGGAUACGUUCCAACAGCUUUCAAACUAGCAGUUAUUAAACCGCUGAUUAAAAAACCACAGCUUGAUCAGGGAGAGCUUAAUAACUUUAGACCAAUCUCAAAUCUCCCUUUUCUUUCGAAAAUAUUAGAAAAGGUAGUGGCAAGCCAGUUACACACAUUCUUGACAAAUAAUAGUACAUAUGAAAAGUUCCAAUCAGGAUUCAGGCCCCACCAUAGAACAGAGACAGCGUUGCUUAGAGUUACAAAUGACCUCCUAUUAACAUCCGAUCGAGGUGAAAUCUCAAUUCUUAUAUUAUUAGACCUUAGUGCAGCCUUUGACACAAUAGAUCACACAAUCUUACUCAAUAGACUAGAAAACUAUGUUGGUAUCAGUGGUCAGGCGCUAGCCUGGUUUAGGUCGUAUCUAACCAAUCGCUAUCACUUUGUUUAUGUAAACGAGGAAGAGUCAUAUCACUCCCUGGUUAAAUACGGUGUACCGCACCUAGACGUUACAUUAGUAAUACACUCGCUCAUAAUGUCGCGUCAUAGCCGCAGCAAAUUUGACUGCUUAUGCUAUUGUGUAUUAUGUUGUGCUAUCUGUCGUUUUUCUGUGCUUUUACUGCUUCUAUUAAUGUAAAGCUGCUUUGAAACAAUUGAGUAUUGUGAGAAUAUAUAUAUAAAUAAAAUUGAAUUGAAUUGAAUUAAUGUCCCGCCCCUCCUCCACUGUAAUUGGAUGGCCGUGUGAAAACUGACAUUGAUGAGCGGAGAUUUUCACUCAAAGUUGAAUUUUUUUUAAACUCUCGGCGCUCAGCGCGGAAAAAAACAGAGCGCCGGUUUAUAGCGCGGAAAAAACCCGCUAGCUGCUUGCUUAUUGGAAAAUCGAGCAUGUCGCAACCCAUCGCUUUCAUUAUGCAUAGGCUUAUGGUAAUUGUCAAAAUAGUUUUUCCAACUUGUCAUCCUGGCAUCCUUUUUAUACAGUUAAAAUUAUAUAAAAUGAAAAAUACACUGCUGUGGACGUUGUUUACUUCAUUAAUGUGUUUUACUGUGUUAAUGGAAUAAGGAUACGAGUAGGAUUAGGUAUUCGGUUUUGGCCGAAUCUUAAACAGCGGAUUCGGUAUUCGGCCGAACCCAAAAAAUCUGGAUUCGGUGCAUCCCUAAUUAAAACCGCCAGAUCUACCUAUCUCAGUACGCUUAUUAAAGAAAAUCAUAACAGCCCUCGUUUCCUCUUUAGCACAGUUGCGAAACUGACUAGAAACAAAGAACAAACAGAAACCAAUAGUAAACUCCAACACAAUAGUAACGACUUCAUGAACUUCUUUACUAACAAAAUUAUGUUUAUUAGGGAAAACAUAGAAACUACGCAAGCAGCCACCACUAUACCCAAUAGUACAUUUACCACUAGGGCCUUUUUACACCUGGUCACUUCAUGUGUUUUCUCUGAUCGGAUAGCUAUCUGAUUUGUUAAAACUGUUCCAUUUACAUUUGGCCACAUAAAUGCGUCUUGGCAAAACGGAUACGAAUCCGAUCUUUCUAUCACCGCCCAAAAUGCAAAUAUUUCUCAACUCAUUUCCGGUGUCAUUGAAAUGGAACAUGCAUUGCUGUAUACGCUUUUCAGGAUGCAGUCAAAACGAAGGCGAAGAAACUUUUUACGUCGGUUACGUCACAAAAAACAGCAUUUACUGUUUGCUGCAUUUUCGCUGGCGGCAGCAGUGCAUUUUAGGACCGAACGACACACCUGGGUAAAAGUUCGGAGCCAGCACUGGUGGGAAGAUAUAGUGCUGGCUUCUUUUACGGAGCAAGACUGGGUCUCGAGUUUUAGAAUGGGACGCCGGACGUUCGCUUAUCUUUGCGUUAGCCUGAAAAGCAGGAUAAUAAAAAGGGACACUCAUCUCCGCCAGGCUAUCCCCAUCCAGAAGCGCGUUGCGGUAGCUUUGUGGUAUCUCGCUACCGGCAGCGGAUACAACACAAUCUCGCACCUCUUUGGACUGAGCCGGUCUUCAGUGUGCGUUUGCGUGUGGGAGGUUUGCAGCGCGAUGGUGUCCUGCAUGCAGAAACACAUACAACUACCCACAGGCCAGAGGCUCCUGGACAUUAUGGAUGGUUUUGAGAGAUUAUGGGGUUUUCCUCAAUGUGCAGGUGCCAUCGACGGGUCGCAUAUUCCCAUAACCGCGCCACAACUCUACGCCAAAGACUAUUUCAACCGCAAAGGACAUCAUUCAAUAAUCCUGCAAGCACUUGUGGAUUACCAGUCACAGUUUACCAAUAUCAAUGUUGGAUGGGCAGGCAGUGUUCACGAUGCCAGAGUUCUCCGCAAUUCUUCAAUAUUUGACCUGGCAGAGAGAGGUGUUCUUUUUCCUGAGCAUACUCGCAGUAUUGCAGGCAUUGAUGUGCCCAUCACAGUCCUGGGUGACGCGGCAUACCCCCUCAUGCCUUGGCUUAUGAAACCGUACUCUGACCAUGGACAGUUGAUGGGAGACCAGCAGCAUUUCAACUACCGUCUUAGCAGAGCACGCAUGACGGUAGAGUGUGCAUUUGGGAGGCUAAAGGGCCGGUGGAGAUGUCUCCUUAAACAGUCUGAACUUGAAUUGAAAAGAGUGCCAGUGGUUGUCACAGCAUGCUGCAUUCUGCAUAAUUUGUGUGAGCAGAAUGGAGAAACCUUUGACAACGAGUGGCUACAAGGCCAGAGUGAAUCUGGAACUCUGGAAGAAACCCAGGAGAUGGCACCUGUUCUCCAGCAGCAGCAGCAGCAACAACCACACGCCCAUAACAUUCGCAUGGCUUUCACUAAGUUUUUUUCAGAGCAGGGACGGCAACAACAGUAG